AUGGAGUCGGAUGAAGCAAGCGCCGGGAGUAUCUUAGCUGAGCAUCAGCUUAAGUACUGCUCACAGGUGUUGACCAGGAUUAAGCGGAACUCGAAUGCACCUCCAUUUCUAGAGCCUGUGGAUCCUGUGAAGCUAGGGAUUCCUGAUUAUCCAGAAAAAAUAAAGAAUCCCAUGGACUUAUCCACUAUUAGAAAGAAAUUAGAUGCUAAGGAAUACUCAGGACCUGAGGGUUUUGAUGACGAUAUGAAAUUGAUGUUUAAUAAUUGCUAUACAUACAACCCACCCGGAACAAUAGUUCAUGAUAUGGGGAAGGCCCUUGAGAGUGCAUACAAUGAUAUGAUGGCGGGAAUGCCCCAAGAGGUUUCCAAGAAAAGGAAGAAGAGUGAAAUACCUGUGACCGGAAGAUCCAAACAAGUGAAAAGAAAUGCAAAACCUGUCGAGGGCAUGAAGGCAGAAGAUUAUGAAUUUUGCUCUGAAGUUCUUAGUGAUUUGGUGAAACCGAAGCACAAAUCUUAUAAUUGGCCAUUUCUGGAACCUGUUGAUGGGGAUCUUGUUCCUGGGUAUUAUUCUGUGAUUAAAGAGCCUAUGGAUAUUCAAACGAUGAAAAACAAGCUUGAUCAAAGGAAAUAUCAUAGCGUUGAGGAGUUUGGAAGAGAUCUUGAGCUUAUUGUGGAGAAUUGCAAGAAGUUCAAUGCACCGGGAACGGAGGUGUACGCCUGCGGCCAGGAGUUUGAAAAGGCUGUGAAGGCACAUAUGGAAAAGACAUCUCCGGUUGAUAUCAAGAACAAGAUAUCUGAGCUGAAGAGAAAAGUUAUGUCUUAUACUCGGGAGAUUAGAAUGCUAGAAUCAAAGCUUGUGGAACAGACUGGAGAAGCACCUUCAUCCCGAGCUUACUCAUUGAGCGAAAGGGUUAGCAUAGGGAAUGCCAUACUGAAUAUGACUAAGGAACAAACAGAAAACGUUGCAAAGAUUGUUCUGAAGAACGGGGCUGGAGAGUUUGUAGAGAAUGAUGAGAUCGAGGUGGACAUGAGGACGAUUCCAGAUCAUGUUGUAGAGGAAAUAGAUAUGUACAUCAAGAGCAUUAAUAUUGGAGGGGAUGUGCAGGAUGAGUGA
Encephalitozoon romaleae SJ-2008 is the source of this 1113-nucleotide messenger RNA. Its product is annotated as putative bromodomain-containing transcription factor. The transcript has a single exon. The record is from RefSeq and is a predicted model, not a curated record. Gene Ontology annotation, cellular component: nucleus; chromatin. Gene Ontology annotation, biological process: chromatin remodeling; regulation of DNA-templated transcription. The coding region runs from base 1 to 1113 and encodes 370 amino acids. NCBI's taxonomy places the organism in Eukaryota, Fungi, Microsporidia, Unikaryonidae.